This is a messenger RNA of Chrysemys picta bellii (western painted turtle), 1041 nucleotides long. The record is from RefSeq and is a predicted model, not a curated record. NCBI's taxonomy places the organism in Eukaryota, Metazoa, Chordata, Testudines, Emydidae.
AUGGGUUGUGAGAACGGCAGCGAAAUCUCCGAGUUCAUUCUGCUGGGCCUGUCGUCCCGCCCAGGCCCUCAGCCCUUCCUCGUUCUCCUCUUCCUCCCGCUCUACGUGGCCGGCGUUCUGGGCAACUCCCUGAUGGUGGCUCUGAUCACGGUGGACCCCCGGCUCCACAGCCCCAUGUACUCCCUCCUCCGCAGCCUCUCGCUGGUGGACGUGGGCCUGCUCUCGGUCACCGUCCCCCAGGCGCUGGCCCACGCCCUCUCUGGCCACCGGGCCGUGCCCUUCCACGCCUGCCUGGCCCAGUUCUUUUUCUUCUACGUCUUCGGCGUCUCCGACACGUUGCUCUUGGCCGCCAUGGCCCUGGACCGCUACGUGGCCAUCUGCGACCCGCUGCGCUACCCGGCCGUGAUGAGCCCCCGGGUCUGCCGGCGCCUGGUGGCCUCCUGCCUCGGCCUGGCCGUCCUCCACUCCGCCUUCCACGCCGGGCUGCUGCUGAGACUCACCUACCGGGGCGGGAACCGGCUGCCCCACUUCUUCUGCGACCACCAGCCCCUGCUACGUCUGUCCUGCUCCCCGACGCGGGUCAACGAGGCGGCCAUCUUCUUCGAGGGCGGCCUGGUCAUCCUGGGGCCCUUUCUCUUCAUUGCGGCCAGCUACGCCCGCAUCGGUCGGGCCGUGCUCCAGCGGCCGGCCUCGGAGAGGCGCCGGGCCCUCUCCACCUGCGGCUCCCACCUCACCAUGGUGGCUUUGUUCUACGGGGCCAUCGUCGGGGUCUACUUCCAGCCCGGGGCCAGCUACUCGGCCCCCCGGGGGGCUGUCUUCUCCGUCAUGUACACCAUCGUCACCCCGGCCGCCAACCCCUUCGUCUACAGCCUGCGCAACAAGGACGUCCAGGGGGCUCUGAGGAGACUCAUGGGGAGGGGGCGGUUUCUCCCAGAAGAGUCCCCCGCCUCCAGCUCAGUGCAGCGGGGCCUGGAGACCCCCAGCGGCCCUAAGCACCUGAACCAGCCUGCGUCCCGCCGAGGGAGUCGCACCCGCCGCUGA